AGAAACACCACUUCUGCAACUUGCUUGGUCAAUUUGAAUUAUCUGUGAGAUGGAUGAUUACUUCUUACCUCAUUGGGAAUAAAAAUGCUAUUCAUUCGACUUCAAGGUCAAGAAUACAGUCCUUUUCUGACACCACACUGCCGAAACGAUGCCUGGCGUUCCAUCGAAUAAGGCGUGUGAGCGAUGUAAAAAGCGUCAUCUCAAGUGCGACGAGACACGCCCAAGUUGUCAGCGUUGCACCAAUGCCGGGGUUAAAUGCCCGGGAUACGUUCAGACCCGGAAGUUUAUCGAUCAAGGCGCCUCAGUCCGGCGUCGAUAUGCUCCAUAUAGGGAGAGCGAUUCCAGGAGAGAUACUUCAGAUAGCCCAGGGAAGACCACUACCGAAAGUCCGUCCGGUAUAGGUAUAGAUGGAAACACAACCGGGGAUAUAACCAAUCAAGGUGACUUUGCAUCACAGCAUGCUCCAUCCUCUGCAGCAGACCAACUUCUGGAGGCCAGCCAAGCCUUCUUUGGAUCAUCAAUAGACGAGUCGAGGCAAACCAAUCGACAAGCACAUACUCGAAAUCAUUCUGGCAGAAACUCGCCCUAUCCGCCUGCUGCAUUGCUCCAAAGCGACAGUAUUGCGACACUUGAACAGCCAUGGAGUGCUCUGAACAGGGGUAAUACCCACCUCCCAAUUACUCCAAUUAAUACAUUAGGUGAUGCGUCCCAGCCCCACGGCAACACGCCUCUCCAUUUUCAACCCGACAACGCACCGACUCCUGCCAGAAUACCAUCCCUAGAUAGCCAAUUACUGCGAAGUGAGAAGGAGGACUUCCACGAUGUUGUGUCGGAGCUGAUGACCGACACCGAGCACGAGAUAUCUUUUCUCAUACGUCAUUUCACUCAAGUCAUAGCACCAUGGCUUGAUCUUUCUGAUUCGAGAAGAUUCUUCACAACCUACGUUCCUGUACGUGCUAUUGAUGAUGAUUUUCUGAGAUAUUCGAUCGCAGCCCUGGCAGCGAAACAUCUGGGUCGAAUGAAAGGAGCCAUAUGUACGGCAAGCAUUGGGAUGUUCACAGCUCCGGCAACCAUGGAGAUCUACCUGAACGCGCCGGAUGUGGACUGGUUCUUGAAAUCUGCAAACUAUUAUUAUCUUGCUAUCACACGCAUGAACCAGAGCAUGUCAGAGUCCUAUACGCCGUCCAGCUCUACCGUUUUGGAAUAUCCCGUGGGUACAAUCAACAAAUGGCUACGUCAGCAAGUACAGAACAGUGCGCCAUCUGCGACAGACGACUCAGUCUGUAAAAAGGCAGACUCUCUACUAACUGCAGCAACCGUCCUUACUAUGUAUAGACUCAUUAGUGAGCCUGGUGAGAAAUGGCAGUCCUAUCUCACCGGCAUCAAGCCACUUUUCGAAUCACUACUACAACUACACGGCAGUACCCCAGAGAACCCCGUCAAAUUCUCCCAAGAAAUAAACGCAUCAUUUUGGAACUUCGCCCGUCAGGACUAUCUAGCAUCAUACUUCAGCCGCUUACCCACCUACCUGGACCCCACCAACCUCCCCCUCUGGCGCGCAGCCGGCGUCCCCAUCAACGAACAAGGCCAAAUCACUUCCCCCAGCGCCGCCUUUCCCUCCGACGAAGACUUCGCCUCCAACAGCCUAACCUAUCUCCUCACCAAAAUAACCAACUUCCUCGCCCACUUCAAGACCUCCCAACUCGACCAAAUAGCUCCACCCCAAUCACUAAACACCACCCCCAUCAACCCCCCAACCACCACCUCCUGGCUCACCCUCUCCGUCGAACUCCAAUCCUGGAUCGACCGCAUGCCCGAAACCUUCCGCCCCUGUCUCCGCCUCAGCAACCCCCGUGACACAUCCAAACUCCCCGACGUCUCAUACAUGCCGUUUCCCGAAAUCUUCUACAGUCUCCCUUCCUGUGCCGCCGCAAUGCAACAAUACCAUUUCGCUCGUUUGGCACUCUGUCUGAACCGUCCUGCUGACGCCAUCACAAACCCCACCACCGCGUUUGACAGACUCCAGGGCUACAGAGAAGUUACGAAGGAAGUGGAUCACCGCUGUAGAGAGAUUAUCGGGAUCGCAUUGGCUCGACCGCAGAGUUGUGCGCGUAUCUAUAUGACUGCGUUUUUGUACGGUACGGGUCAAUGUUUAGAGAAACUGGCCGAGCGUCAGAUUCUGCUGGAUCUGUUAUCUGGUAUUGGAGCGGAUUUGGGAUGGGAGACCGAGUCGGAGAUUCAGAAGUUGAAGGCUUUGUGGGGGGAUCAGCGCUAGUUAGAAUUU
Messenger RNA from Aspergillus ibericus CBS 121593, 2284 nucleotides. RefSeq names its product Zn(II)2Cys6 transcription factor. The coding region runs from base 149 to 2275 and encodes 708 amino acids. Gene Ontology annotation, molecular function: zinc ion binding; DNA-binding transcription factor activity, RNA polymerase II-specific; transcription cis-regulatory region binding. Gene Ontology annotation, cellular component: nucleus. Lineage: Eukaryota; Fungi; Ascomycota; Eurotiomycetes; Eurotiales; Aspergillaceae. The transcript has 5 exons. Gene Ontology annotation, biological process: positive regulation of transcription by RNA polymerase II. The record is from RefSeq and is a predicted model, not a curated record.